AUGUGGAUUUUUCCCUUAAAAUCCAAAUCUGAUGUCUUUAGUACUUUCCAACAGUUUCUUCUUACAGUAGAACGACAAUUUCAAACCAAACUAAAAUCUGUUCAAACUGAUUGGGGAGGUGAAUUUCGAAACCUCUCUAAGUUUUUCUCAUCUCUCGGCAUUACUCAUCGCUUGUCUUGUCCUCACACCAGUGAACAGAAUGGCGUUGUUGAGCGUCGUCACCGUCAUGUGGUCGAAACCGGCCUCACUCUUCUUGCUCAAUCCGGUGUUCCACAACGGUUUUGGCAUUAUGCUUUUGACACAGCCGUCUAUCUCAUAAAUCGUAUGCCUUCUAGAACCAACUCCAAUAUCUCACCUUUCGAACAUGUUUUCAAACACAAACCUGAUUUUUCCUUUCUUCGUGUGUUUGGUUGUCGAUGUUAUCCACAUCUCCGUCCGUAUAACAAGCAUAAAAUGGAUUUCAGAUCUCUUCCGUGCAUUUUUCUUGGAUAUAGCACCUCCCACCAUGGUUAUCGGUGCUUUGACCCUCUUUCCGAACGCCUUUAUAUCGCUCGUCAUGUUCGUUUUCAUGAACAAUUAUUCCCUUACCAAAUCAGCCCAUCAUCUCCACCCACAUCUUCCUUUGAUCCUUAUACAUCCUCUUAUCCUAAUCCUGUACCUGACAUAUCAACUCCUUCCAAUACAUCCCCUACACCUCCUACGUCACCUACACCAUCUCCUUCCAAUACAUCCCCUCCACCUCCUAUAUCACCUACACCAUCUCCUUUCAAUACAUCCCCUACACCUCCUACAUCACCUACACCAUCUCCCGCAUCAUCUUCUUCCCCUAUAUCUCCACAUGAACCUCCUCUUCCGCCUCUCCUUUAUACCUUUGCUCGACGCCCUAAAACUACCACCACCUCUCAACCAGAAAACACCACAUCUCAACUAGCACAUUCUACCUCCCAACCCGACAGUUCCUCCUCUCUACCUCGUCCUCGUCCCUCUAAUUUGCGUCCUAAUCCUAAACCCUCUCAACCAUAUAGUCCGGCCUCCUAUCAUACUACUACUGUUCCUACCGAACCAGCCACCUUUAACGUUGCUAACAAAUCGCCUCAAUGGCGUCAGGCCAUGGCCGAUGAGUAUUCUGCUCUUCAGCGCAACAACACCUGGAAAUAG
Molecule: messenger RNA, 1158 nt
Organism: Lactuca virosa
Lineage: Eukaryota; Viridiplantae; Streptophyta; Magnoliopsida; Asterales; Asteraceae
Source: the annotation of a GenBank genome assembly